GGAGAGGCACAGCAUGAACACACGCUCGCCGGAACAAGUCGAAGCCGUUCACACUUGUUGCGAGAAAUAGGUGAGGAAAGCAUGGUGCACCCGCCAGAAGAUGUCGAUUUGGACGCUCCAUCGCUCAAUGUAGAGGGACUGGUAGUGCCAGAUGGUAACUUACGCCGUGCCUUCUUUGCCGCGGAGCCAAAGAAUAAGCAGGUUGCUUUUGUGGGAGGACCUUCAGCUCCAGGAAAAGAUCAGUCAAC
Amoebophrya sp. A25 is the source of this 248-nucleotide messenger RNA. Lineage: Eukaryota; Dinophyceae; Syndiniales; Amoebophryaceae. The record is from the annotation of a GenBank genome assembly.